GCCCCUGAUUCCAAGGCCACGCCCUUUCCGUGGCCACAACGCUUCCGCUUCCGGCGGUGUCCGCUGCUGUGCGCGGGAAGGUGAUGGCGGCGGGUGGCAGUGACCCGCGGGCUGGCGAUGUAGAGGAGGACGCCUCACAGCUCAUCUUUCCCAAAGAGUUUGAAACAGCUGAGACACUUCUAAAUUCAGAGGUUCACAUGCUGCUGGAGCAUCGAAAGCAACAGAAUGAGAGUGCAGAGGAUGAACAGGAGCUUUCUGAAGUCUUCAUGAAAACUUUAAACUACACAGCUCGCUUCAGUCGUUUCAAAAACAGAGAGACCAUUGCCAGUGUCCGCAGCUUGUUGCUCCAGAAGAAGCUUCACAAGUUUGAGCUGGCCUGUUUGGCCAACCUUUGCCCGGAGACUGCUGAGGAGUCCAAGGCUCUGAUCCCGAGCCUGGAGGGACGGUUUGAAGACGAGGAGCUGCAGCAGAUCCUUGAUGAUAUCCAGACCAAGCGCAGCUUCCAGUAUUAAUCUAGAGAUACCAGCCUGCUGCCAAGGGAGCCAUGUCACAUCCCAGCACAACACCACUGUCCCAGCGUCUGGGGCAGACUUGCAAGUCUGUGGCACAAGACACUUGGGCUUCCUUUGGGUAGAAGAACCCAGCGCUCAGUCUCCAUGUGGGUUGCUAUGUCCGUACUUGACUGCCGGACCGCGAUGACCAGUGUGGCCUUAGGCCUUGCAGUGGCUGCCUGAGCUUGCCUUUAUGAACGGUGAGGUGGGGUGAUGUGCGUGUAAGCUACGCUGUGGACUGCCUCAUGUGGGUCUUGGCCCUGAUGUUAUUUUUGAUGCCUAAUAUUUCAUGUUUUAAUUUCAGUGUGUUUGUAGUUUUGAAACUAUACUGGAACAUAUAAAACUGGCAUGGGAAACAGUCUUACCUAAAUGCAAAAGAAGGGAUUAAACCAGACCCAUGUCAUUGUUUGAAAUUCUUAAAGAAAAAAUAAUAGAGCCUUUGGCAUCACUGUGUUUAACCCAAGAGACAGGGAAGAGGCGCACCAAGGAAAGCAGGUACAUCUGAGGAUAACUGCUGAGCGCUGAGGGGCACGUAGCCGUGAGGUGGACAAGUACUGUUCCUUGUUUUUUCUCCAGUUGUUGCAGAACAUAGAUUUGGAGUAAGUGGUCUUAAAGCACUUAUUUUUGUCACUCUCAAAUUCAGAUUUUUUCCUUCCUAGGCCAGUGUGGUGAAGGUAUGAGCACAUUGUAGUGCCCCCUUUUGGGGCAUAUGGUCCAAACCUUUGGCCUGCUGCUUAGCAAGCAGAUGCUGUGUGAUGGGCUAUUUUGGAAGCAGGGCGCCUGCCCCUUCCUGAACCCCUGUGGGGAAGUCACUUGCCCUGAGGCUGGUCGGAGGGGAGACACGUUAAUAGGUCAACACUGUGGUUCUGAAUUUUCUAAAGGAAAAUGCGCCUGUUUUCUUCACAAUUUGGAGACUUUUCCUUGAGAUACUUGUUGGCUCCAACUGAAUUCGUGAUCCAAGGAAAAGGUUGGGGAAAGAACAAAAUUGGCUUCAAAAGUCCUGGUAGUUUUAUGUCAGCUGUGGCUAAGGCAAUAAUAACAUUUUCUUAUUUUUAUAAAUUCUUUUGAUAUCUGAAAUGACAUGGUUUCUUAGUCACCAGUAUUCUUGAUCAAUAUUUGAAGGAAAUGUCGAUUAUAACUUAGCUAAAUAUUUGAAGAAAUAAUCUUUUCAUCCUUGGGCAACUUCACUUCUUUUAGACUCAUUGUUCCCUUUAGUGUAAAAUGUGCAUAAUAGUGGUAUCUAUUCCAUAGGUGUGUUGAAGAUUGAAUGAGACAAUUAUUAAAAAGAGCCUAGUGGGGGCUGACAUUCUGUACCCCGAUAAGCAUCAGCUGUCGUUAGUAUUGUAGUCAGUGGUAUACGUCGGUAAUCGGUCAGCUUACUGCAGAGAAAUUCAUGCAAGGAUGUGAUAGCAUACCAAACUGUGAAAACGAGCCAGACCGCUUACUCCUUGAAGUCUGCAGUAUUAAAAUGUUAUGAGAGAGGCAGUUACAUGGUUGGCACCAAGCACUGGGACACAAACAGACCCAGAUGGCAGACCUGAGUCCUGAUCCAGGUGUGUGUGCCGUAUGGUGAGUGCAGUGCAGUGUCACAUCUUCGUUGGUGUGUCCUCUGUGAGCCAGGAGGCUGUGUGCUCCCUAAGAGUGUUAGACCAUGGUAGGUACCUGGCAUAUAGUUAGGCACUGAUAAGUGGUAGGUAGUAAGGUGACUAGAAACAAAUUAAAAAAACAACUGGUGGGAAGGGUGUAGCUCAAGUGGUAGAGCGCAUGCAUGCUUAGCAUGCAUGAGGUCCUGGGUUCAAUCCCCAGUACCUCCUUUAAAAAUAAAUAAAUAAACCUAAUUACCCACUCCCCCAACCCCCCCCCCAAAACCUAACAACUUAUUCUAGGGAAUUAGUUGUAAAAGGAACCUCAUGCUGCAUUACCUCAUCUACACCUGCUGAACAUCGCUCUCUGGAGCAGCUCCCUGUCAGCCCACAGGAGACCCUGAGGCCCUGAACGAUCUUUCAUCAUCUGUGAAACAUCGUUAGACUCACUGUACUGUUGGCAGAAGAGAAUUUGGAAACAUUAAAAGAAAACAAAACCUUAUGUCAAAACCUCACUUCACCAGAAAGCUAACCAGACAACAUUUUCUGAACAUUCUAGUCAUUUCAGUUUUAUAAAAAUUUAUUAAACUUGAGUCUUGAAAACUU
Molecule: messenger RNA, 2740 nt
Organism: Vicugna pacos (alpaca)
Lineage: Eukaryota; Metazoa; Chordata; Mammalia; Artiodactyla; Camelidae
Gene: POLR2D
Product: RNA polymerase II subunit D
Biological process (GO): DNA-templated transcription initiation
Cellular component (GO): RNA polymerase complex
Molecular function (GO): nucleotide binding
Source: RefSeq, a predicted model, not a curated record